This is a messenger RNA of Saprolegnia parasitica CBS 223.65, 306 nucleotides long. RefSeq lists its product as hypothetical. NCBI's taxonomy places the organism in Eukaryota, Oomycota, Saprolegniomycetes, Saprolegniales, Saprolegniaceae. The transcript has 3 exons. The coding region runs from base 14 to 229 and encodes 71 amino acids. The record is from RefSeq and is a predicted model, not a curated record.
UUGUUUUGCUUGGAUGAACCUCGAGACGCCGCCACGCCGGACGGCCCGGCCAUCGUCGCCACUCGAAGCCGAGGUCGCGCAGCUCGCGCGCCAGACGCCAACCAAGGUCCUCGCCGACGACAUGAACCGAUCGCUGCUCGAGGACGUGCUCGCGUCGCUCCGGCAGCAAGGCGCCGAGAUGGUCAAGGAGAACAAGUGGACGUUCCAGGACAAGCCGCUGCACCUCUAAGAAACACGCAACCUGGUGUGUAUAUUAGUUUAUCCUAGACUCGAGCUCGUUUUAACUAGGUAUAACUCAACAUCGAG